AUGGAAACGCGCAGUACGCCUCUCGAAAAUCGACCGCGACUUCCCCGCAUAGCCCUAAGCAAGCGGAAUCGGGCUGUCGUGAGAGCUCUGAACCCAAUGCUGGUGACCUAUUUGGAAGCCAGCCGGGACCUUUGCGAGACGGAUUCAAUUCUCUUUGGCGCCGCACUGGCGAUGGCGUUUGCUGGGACAAAUGUUAGUUUGUCCCAGCCGGAUACAAUGCAGAAACUGACGGAGCGCAAAGACGACCUGAAGCAGAGAAUCGCUGCUUGGGGAAAGCGAAUUCGGCGAUAUACCGAGAGGUCGACACGGUUCAACCAGAAUCGUCUCUUCCAGAGUGAUCAGAAGAGGCUCUAUAAAUCAUUGGAGCGACCAAUGGUAAGUGGAACGGGCCCAGUACCGAAUCAGGCCGACACGGUCGCAUUCUGGCGCAGCCUGUGGUCAGAGCCCGUUAACCACAACGAGGGCCCUUGGACGGAAGUUGUGGCGAGUAUGUGUGCGGGUAUAACGCCCAUGGACCCCGUCACCAUAACGCCGGAUGACGUAGCUGAGGCGGUCCGUAGGGCCCCGAACUGGAAAAGUCCGGGACUCGACGGGCUGCAUCACUACUGGCUGAAAGGGUUCGUGCAAACUGCAAAUGUGGACGCUGCCGUCAAUAUUCCAUUUGUGGUUGAUUCAGACGAUGAUGGAAUAGUCCCCCACGAACUAGAGAAAGUGAGGAGCAUAUUGGAAGAGUCGAUGCUGGAAACGCGCAGCAUGCCUCUCGAAAAUCGACCGCGACUUCCCCGCAUACCCCUUAGCCAGCGAAAUCGGACUGUCGUGCGUGCUCUUCACCCAAUGCUGGUGACCUAUUUGGAAGCCAGUCGGGACCUUUGCGAGACGGACUCAAUUCUUUUUGGCGCCGCACUGGCAGUAUGCCGUAUUAUUGGCGCCAAACUUCCCAUGGCUGGACGUGCUACUCAACAAGGUAGUGCCAUCCCAGCCUGGAGAAAAAGAAUCGAGGACCGUAUCGCAAAGGCAAGGGCCCUUAUCGGCAGACUGACAAGCUUCAGGUCGGGUAAUAUUAGACCGAGAGUUGUGCGCACCGUUAGAAUGGCGUUUGCUGGGACAAAUUUUAGUUUGUCCCAGCCGGAUAUCACGCAGAAACUAACGGAGCGCAUAGAUGACCUGAAGCAAAAAAUCGCUGCUUGGAGGAAGCGGAUUCGACGAUUUAACGAGAGGUCAAGGCGGUUCAACCAAAAUCGUCUCUUCCAAAGUGAUCAGAAGAGGCUCUAUAAAUCAUUGGAGCGACCAGAGGUAUGUGGAGCGGGCCCAGGACUGGAUCAGGCUGACACUGUCGCAUUUUGGCGUGGCCUGUGGUCAGAGCCCGUAAACCACAGCGAGGGCCCUUGGAUGGAAGUUGUGGCGAGCCAGAGUGCAAGUGUUACGCCUAUGGACUCCGUCACCAUAACGCCUGAAGACGUGGCUGAGGCGGUCCGUAGGGCCCCGAACUGGAAAAUUCCGGGGCUCGACGGGCUGCAUCAUUACUGGCUGAAGGGAUACUAG
Molecule: messenger RNA, 1542 nt
Organism: Parnassius apollo (apollo)
Lineage: Eukaryota; Metazoa; Arthropoda; Insecta; Lepidoptera; Papilionidae
Source: the annotation of a GenBank genome assembly